GACGGGUCGCUCCUUCAAUAACAACAGCUUUUCAGACACCUUGGUAGCUUUCUGGCAAACAUAGCUACAACAUUCACGUUAUUUACACUGUUUGGUGUAUAUUAGUCGAUGUGUAUUAAACACACUUCUGUUGUAUGUACUUGUUGGCCCAUUUAAUUAUAGAUUUACGUUGUUUGUCAGCUAGCUGGUUUGUUAAGUUAGCUUAGAUCUAGGCUACUCUCUAAUGCUAGAUAGCUAACAUCUCCGACCAUGAGUUCACUAAGCUACUCUCCUCCUGCUAAAGAGGGGGUCGUCUGCUGGACUGAGAAAGAAGCUCUCGUGAAAGAGGAGGAGGAAGAGAAAGAUGUCACACUACAAAAACAAGUAGAGGGUGAGGCUGUUACCGUGAAAGAAGAAGAGAAAGACGUUACAGUGAAAGAAGAGGAAGACGCGUUCAGAGUGAAAGAGGAGGAUGUUACAGUAAAAGAAGAGGAGGAUUCAGUUUUUGGAGUGAAAGGGGAGGAGGGGGAGAUGACUGUCACAUUGGAUGAGGAAGAGGAGGUUGGAGAUCUGUUUAACACCAGAGAGACACAGGACUAUCGUGGAUCCUCUUGGGAGGCUCAACAACAUCAUGAUUCUGACAAGGCAGAGAAGAGUCUCUUCAGAUCAGAACUCCUCAAGAAACACCAGCAGAGACCCACAGAGAAGAAAUCUCAUUGCUGCUCUGACUGUGGGAAAAUAUUAAACUCUUCACCAGACCUUAAAAUACAUCAAAGAAUUCACACUGGAGAGAAACCUUACGGCUGUGAUCAAUGUGGGAAGAGUUUUUCUCAACUAAAAACCCUGAAAUCACACCAGAGAAUACACACUGGAGAGAAACCUUUUGGCUGUGAUCAAUGUGAGAAGAGAUUUAUUUGGCUGCAAACCCUGAAAACACACCAGAGAAUACACACUGGAGAGAAACCUUACGGCUGUGAUCAAUACUAUCAGGGAUCAUUCUCAGAUGUGCCAACCCAAAUGUACUAGAGCAUGACAUUGGGGACUGGGCCCAGAUCCAACAACAUGCCUAUCGAGUGAACCCUGAAAAGAGAGAGAAGCUCCACAGUGAGGUGGAAAGUUACUACGGAUAUCGCAGGAGUUUCCUCUUGAAAUCAGACAUGUCUGUGGUAAGGUCAACUUGCUUGCUGAUUGUCUCAAGAGUCGGCAGUCCAAUUUUUUUUUUUAACUGCACUGUUGGUUAGGGGCUCGUAAGUAAGCAUUUCACUGUAAGUUCUACACAUGUAUUCAGCGCAUGUAACUAAUACAAUUUGAUUUGAGUUUUGUUUGGGCUCGUUCCAAGGGGACGAGAGUUCUAGAAGCUAGAGAGUUCUAGAAGAGUUUUAGGAUUCUAUAGAAAGAAAAGGGAGAAAAUAAUGAUACGAUUGUAUUUUAUUAUUUAUAAAUACGUGUUUUUUCUUGUUUUUAGUUGUUGACAGCAAGUAGACACCAUGUAUUGGUGAAUCAUUGUAGUUGAUAAUAAUGUGAAAUGGAAGUUGUUUUCUGUUGGUGGUCCGCAAACUUGUCCAACAAAAAUAUAGGAAAUAUUUGUUGUCUUAAAGGGGAAGGGUGUUACAGGCUUUGGUUUUUCCAUUUAUGUUUUGAGGUAGGACUUUAGCACGUAUAGCCCGUUAGCACGUAUAGCUCGUUAGCACGUAGGAUGCACUGACUGGUGUCACCUCGUUAGUCAGUAUGUGUUACACCUGUGCUGGCUUGUCCAUCUCAUUAGUGGGAAGGUGUUUCACCUGAGCUGGUCAAGGUUCUAUUUAAGAGUGUCUGGCUCAGUGCUCCAGUUGUCUUAAUAGAUGUGGAGAGUCAACACCUUUAGUUGCUCCACCUUUUUUGAUUUGCUUCCUGUUUAUAAGUUUGAGGUGGUGGGACGGGUGCGCCAUCAUCCGUGAGGAGAUGGCGCAAAGUACAUCUGAACCGUCGGUUCCGGGGAUUGGACUGGUCAACACGGUGCGCUUUUCUUGACGGGGAAAAGAGAUGGAGACUUGGGGGAGAGAAACCUUCGGGAGGAACAUCCUGAUGGGGCACCUAAAAUUGAAGGUUAAAGAUGUUCUAUGCCUUCAGGGGAACCCAAUGGAGAAGGGGUUUGAUGUAACCCUAUAUUUGGAAGAAAAACACAAUGAGAUUAUGAAGACGGUGACAGAAGGGAAAGAAGAAGGUCCCCUGUGUCAUUACACGGUGACCAGCCUGGCAAGAAACAACUUCAGGGUGGUCACCGUAACCAUGUACAAUCCGCACGUGAAGGACGAAGAAGUGAGGGCCUUUCUGGGGAGGUACAUGGACAAUGUCUCCUCAGCGAGGUACCUCAGGGACUCCCUGGGUUUCUGGAAUGGGAAGAGGUUUCCAGGCGUUACUCAGGGAGUCCCCGAAGAGUGUGGAUGGCUACCUCCAUCCUCCGGCAAUGUUCUCCCUGGGGGCUGACAGGGGAACACUCUACUAUGCACGUCAGCCCCCGCUCUGCAGGCGUUGUAUGGCCUACGGCCAUACCCUGGCCUCGUGCAGUAACAAGAAAUGUCGGUUUUGUGGGUCGGAAGAGCACGAGGCCAGGGAGUGUGACGAGCCCAAGGCUUGCCACGGGUGUGGCUCCAGAGAACACCUGUGGCGUGACUGCCCGGCUCGUCACAGGUCAUAUGCGUCUGCAGCUGGGGGGGGGAUAGGGGGAGGAAAGAAAGGACGCGUGCGGAUUGUACGGAUGGCACAGGGGAAAAGGCAAGAGAAGAGGAUGGAAAGAAGGAAGAAAUGAGAAGAAAGAGGCGUGAAGAAGGAAAGAGUGGAAAAGAAGAGGAGAAGGAAAAGAAGGCAGAAGAACGUAAAGGAGCGGUG
Molecule: messenger RNA, 2847 nt
Organism: Oncorhynchus gorbuscha (pink salmon)
Lineage: Eukaryota; Metazoa; Chordata; Actinopteri; Salmoniformes; Salmonidae
Product: zinc finger protein 239-like
Exons: 3
Coding region: 250-1005 (251 amino acids)
Biological process (GO): regulation of transcription by RNA polymerase II
Molecular function (GO): DNA-binding transcription factor activity, RNA polymerase II-specific; RNA polymerase II cis-regulatory region sequence-specific DNA binding
Source: RefSeq, a predicted model, not a curated record